AAUCAAGCAAAGAACGUGCAGGAAACUACUAGAAUAUUGAGAAUUGUUUAGCAAUGCAGAUGAAAAGUGGAAUAUUAAUAGCAUUAUGUCUAUGCCUUUCGUUGAACGAAGGCCUGGCCCUUCUGGAGCACGAAGGCGAGACCAUCAACAGAUGCAUCCAAAACUAUGGCGGACUUACUGCGGAAAAUGCCGAACGUCUAGAACGAUUCAAGGAAUGGUCGGAUAGCUACGAGGAAAUCCCCUGCUUCACGCGCUGCUAUUUGUCCGAGAUGUUCGACUUUUACAAUAACUUAACGGGCUUCAAUAAGGACGGAAUUGUGGGCGUCUUUGGAAGACCCGUCUACGAAGCCUGCCGAAAGAAAUUGGAACUGCCAUUCGAAUCAGGCGAGAGCAGCUGCAAACAUGCCUACGAGGGCUUCCACUGCAUCACCAACAUGGAAAGCCACCCGUUCACGGUUAUUGACAACAUGCCAAACAUAUCCCCGUCGGCCAAGGAUGCAAUGAAGGACUGCCUUCAGGAUGUCCACCAGGACGAGUGGAAGAGCUUCGAUGCCUUCGCCUACUAUCCUGUCAAUGAACCGAUUCCGUGCUUCACCCGGUGCUUCGUGGACAAGCUGCAUAUCUUCGAGGAGAAAACGCGUCUUUGGAAACUGGAGGCGAUGAAGCAAAACCUGGGCAUUCCGGCCAAAGGAGCUCGCAUAAGGACCUGCCAUCGGCACCGCGGCAGGGACCGAUGUGCCACAUAUUACAAACAGUUCACCUGCUACGCGAUGGCUGUUUAGGCAGCUAUUAUUGUAAGCAAAAUUUAUAAAUGAUUACAUACUAAUUUAAUGAUAAAAGUAUGCUUUCAUUUGUCUAGAUAAUAUUUCCGAAUUUUGAAAUAUAUAGAUCUUACAAUG
Molecule: messenger RNA, 899 nt
Organism: Drosophila melanogaster (fruit fly)
Lineage: Eukaryota; Metazoa; Arthropoda; Insecta; Diptera; Drosophilidae
Gene: Obp83cd
Product: Odorant-binding protein 83cd
Exons: 3
Coding region: 54-782 (242 amino acids)
Cellular component (GO): extracellular region
Molecular function (GO): odorant binding
Source: RefSeq, marked reviewed